AAUCGCAUGAGGCAAAGCAAAAUCUGGUGAUGGGCCUCUUAUCACAAAAUUGUUCGGCUCCUACAGCAAGCAAGCAAGGACUACCAAUUAUCAGAUUUUAUUACGUUCUUAUAAAGGGUACGUGGGCACUGACUAUCUAAUAUAUAACAGACGAGAGUCGGAGAGACCAAGCUUUGUCAAUAAGAUCUAUUCAAAAAACGCUCCGAGCUCCUCAGCCGCGAUGCUCGAGUGGAUCUUUCAUACGGGAGGGUUACUACCACCUAGAGGAGGCUCGGUCCCCGUCAACCAUGCGCUCACAAGCUUCAAUCACGUCCGCUUACCGCCUUCGGCCCUUCUCGGGUAUCUCGACAAGUCCAACAAAAUACAUCGUGACUUUACGUCGUCUAUAUGGCGCGUUGCGGUUGGGUCGCUAGCGCUUGGCUCAAUUGCAAUACCUAAUCUUCAGGUGGCAUCGUACAUCGCCGCGCGUUACUUUCAGCGUCGUCAUGUCAUCAGCGUGUAUGGACAUCCUUUGCCAAUAAUUUCAUACCGGACGCAACAGCUCCCCUUACUACAUGCCAUCGCUCAGGCAUUCGUUCUAAGAACGCUUUACAAAUGGGCCAUCGAACGGUUCAUGGACAAGAAUCUUGAUGUUCGUGUGCGGCAUGGCAUCGCGGCUUGCUGUAAAGCAGUCAUGCUUCAGCAUGCACAAGUUGGAAAUUACGCACCGUCUGAAAGGCUUGGGGCCCAAGGUCUCUUCGAAUAUAAUCGGCUGUCCAACCACCCAUCAUAUCGGACAAGUGCUGGGAGGAAUUUAGGAAGACGUUGCAUGUCUAUAGCUUCACUCAGGCUGAUGUACCAGCGGCGCGACUUUAGUUUUGGAGCGAGCUCGAAUUUGAAGUUCUGGGUCCCUACGACCUUCCAUAAAAUAUGAUGGAUCUUUGGCGACGGUUGCUCAUAACGUUACUCA
Molecule: messenger RNA, 949 nt
Organism: Suillus plorans
Lineage: Eukaryota; Fungi; Basidiomycota; Agaricomycetes; Boletales; Suillaceae
Exons: 4
Coding region: 221-913 (230 amino acids)
Biological process (GO): lipid homeostasis; fatty acid beta-oxidation using acyl-CoA oxidase
Cellular component (GO): peroxisome
Molecular function (GO): FAD binding; acyl-CoA oxidase activity; fatty acid binding
Source: RefSeq, a predicted model, not a curated record